AUACCAUUGUUUUUUAAAGUUAGCGUUUGCCAACGCGGACUGUUUCUGGAGUGACCCUGGAGUGUAAAAAGUGGCGCUACAAAGCUGUCAGUUAUGAUGCUGCUGAAUUCAUUAGCAUCGCUCUACUUUCUGGCCGCUGUUGCCUUUGCUGUGCCUGCUCAGGAGAAGCGCAUCCAUCACCAGCCUGAUCUGAGUGACCACGCCCAUGAUGAUGCUCACAGUUUCCAGUAUGACCAUGAGGCCUUUUUGGGCAAAGAAGAGGCCAAGACCUUUGACCAGCUGACUCCUGAGGAGAGCAAAGAUAGAUUAGCGAAGAUAGUGGACCGUAUUGACACCGACAAGGAUGGCUACAUCAGCCACGGAGAGCUGCAUUAUUGGAUCAAACACCGACAGAGGAGGUACAUCGAGGAAAAUGUUAACAAACACUGGAAGGACUACGACAAGAACCAAGAUGACAAGAUAAGCUGGGAGGAGUAUAAAAACACCACCUAUGGCUACUAUCUGGGUGAGGAUUUUGAUGAUGUUGAUGACAAGGAGACUUAUAAGUCCAUGCUCAAAAGAGAUGAAAGGCGCUUUAAGACGGCUGACCGAGACAGUGAUGGCAUUGCCACACGUGAGGAGUUCACUGCCUUCCUUCACCCUGAGGAGUUUGAUUACAUGAAAGAUGUGGUAAUUCAGGAAACUGUGGAGGACAUUGAUAAGAAUGGGGACGGGAAGAUCAACUUAGAAGAAUACAUCGGUGAUAUGUACACAGCCGAGGAUGGGGAAAGUGAGCCUGACUGGGUCCAGACAGAGAGGAAACAUUUCUCAGAGAUCAGGGAUACCAAUAAGGAUGGGUACCUGGAUGCUAAUGAAGUAGGACAGUGGGUUUUGCCUGGAGAGGUUGACCAUGCUGACAAUGAAGCCAAACAUUUGAUCCAUGAGACAGACACUGACAAGGAUGAGAGAAUAACCAAGAAGGAGAUUCUAGCCAACUGGAACAUGUUUGUGGGCAGUCAGGCUACCAAUUAUGGCGAAGACUUAACGAAGAAACACGAUGAACUUUGAUGAAACUGUAGUUAUGGGGAUAUCAGAGUAGGGGUGGAACUUGGGUCUGGAUUAUGCUGUUUUAGUUGUAUAAUCAAGAAUGUUCUUAUAACAAGCAGCAUGAAAACAUGUCAAAAUUUGCUAUCAAAUGUUUGUCUGAGGGUGUGGAUGGGAGGGUGUGGGAGAGAUUAAAGUCUUUUUUUCUACAA
Molecule: messenger RNA, 1235 nt
Organism: Oreochromis niloticus (Nile tilapia)
Lineage: Eukaryota; Metazoa; Chordata; Actinopteri; Cichliformes; Cichlidae
Gene: rcn3
Product: reticulocalbin 3, EF-hand calcium binding domain
Exons: 8
Coding region: 94-1047 (317 amino acids)
Cellular component (GO): endoplasmic reticulum
Molecular function (GO): calcium ion binding
Source: RefSeq, a predicted model, not a curated record